CCUCCACUUCAAACGAAAACCCACCUGUCAAUGUGGCCGCAGACACUGCCGGAGGCACAAAAACUCGUGCCCAGAAGACUCUGAAACCAUCACAAGCCAAAUUGAGCUUAAAAAAAAAAAGAAAUAACUUUUCCUUCAUCUACGGUGAAGAAAAUGUCUGUUUCUUACGUUCAAUACAAUGGGAUCCUUUUCCCUCAAAUGUCAAUCUCGGAAGAUUUUGCAUCUGUGGAAAAUGAAUUUCAAGUUCGGGAUGAUGACAUCUUUAAUGUUACAUAUCCUAAAUCAGGUACUACAUGGAUGAUUGACAUUUUAAGCCUUAUCCAAAAGAAUGGAGACCCGACAUGGACUAAAACUGUACCAAAUUGGGAUAGGGCACCUUGGAUUGAAACCCCUGGCAGUGUUGAAAAGCUGAAUCUAAGCAAACAAUGCCCACGUCUUAUUACCAGUCACUUGCCCAUACACAUGUUUAUGAAAUCAUUUGAAGGCUCCAAGGCAAAGGUCAUUUAUACAAUCAGAAAUCCUAAGGAUAUUGCAGUAUCCCUUUAUUAUUUUGCCAAAAUGAGUGCAUUCUACAGAGAACCAGAGAGUAUGGAUACUUUUAUUAAAUACUUCUUAUCCAAGGACGUGCUGUAUGGAUCCUGGUUCAAUCACAUCAAGGGAUGGCUGGAACUGCAGGGAAAAGACAACUUUAUGUUCCAAACCUAUGAGGAUCUUAAGCUGGACCUGCGAGGAAGUGUGGUAAAGCUUUGUAAAUUUCUUGGAAAGGAGUUAAAGGACAAAGAAGUGGAUUCUGUAGUUGAAAAUGUUUCUUUUAAUAAUAUGAAAGAGAACACUAUGUCUAAUUUCACUCUCCUUCCAGCUGGUUAUAUGGAUCAUGAGAAAAGUCCAUUUAUGAGAAAAGGAAUAGUUGGUGACUGGAAAAAUCAUUUUACGGUGGCUCAAAAUGAAUAUUUUGACAAGAUCUAUAAGAUGAACAUGCAAGACUUCAGCGUGAAGUUUCCUUGGGAUACAAACACACAUUAAUGACAUGGAUUUAGCAGCAGGCAUUACAAGAAUAAAAAAAAUAUAUAAUUCCUAUAUUGUGAUAAUAAUUGGUUACUAUUUAUAACUGUUUAAAAUCUAUCACCUAUUAAAUCACAGUGAAAUAAAUACAUUUAGCUUUAGAAUUAAAGAUGGAGAAUCAGCCAUGUUUAUUAUUAGGGUGAAUCUUAAAAGGAUAUGCUUAAUUUCUUAAAUGUACCAAUGUACCUGAAUGUAAUAACUCCCUCCCCAUUUUGUUUAGUUUGCAGGCUUGUCAUCAUCAUUAACACCAGAACAAUGCUUAGUGUAACCCAUUUCUUGCCAUACGGCUGUGGUUUCUUUUGUUUUUGCUCACAUAACACAUUGUAAACCCAGUACAUCAAUAUCCUUCUUCUCCCCACACAUGUCAUCUGCAAUACUGUAUCAUCCCUUAGCACAGUGUCAGACUUUUCCUUCUAGUGUACUUUGUCCUCCACUAUGUCAUGGCAUAGUGUAGAGAAAUAGGUACAGACCUGUGACUGGCCAGAAAAGUAAGGAAAAAAAGUAAUUAUGUAAGUACUGCUAAAAACUAACCAAGCUCUGGUACUGGCCCUGAAAAAGAGAAAAUAAGAAAUACUUGUUUUCUAUUAAGAAAAUUCACUGCGGCUCAAUAGCAGCAGUAAGAGCAAUAAAAUCACAUAGACACUAAUCUGAAGUGUAUUUUUUUUAGACAGUAUUUUUAUCGAAAUGCACGCACAAUUUUUAAAAGUUUUUUUACAGACAAAUACGCUUUAAAUACAUAAGAGUUAGAUGCAGUUUGUGCAUUGAUACUACACAGGCAACAGCUGACAGCUGUGGCUCGUGAUGGAAGGUUCCUUUUUUAUUUUACUUGAUAGGGCAUGUUUACAAAAAUCCCCCCCAAAAAACAGAUUUUGUCUAUAUAAACAUGCCUUUUAGCCAAGUUUACCCAGUUUGCAGUGCUGCAAACCUAGACAUAGAAUAGCAAUGGGACGGAUACACAUGAAGCUACGUGAUGAGGUUUGUCAUACUAUUUAAAAUAUGGCAUCUACUUAUAUGCAAUAUGUGCUUAUUCCACUAUAAAUUGCACAUAUAGCCUGUUCAUUAUAUAGCGGGGCAAAAAAGUAUUUAGUUAUCCACCAAUUGUGCAAGUUCUCCCACUUAAAAAGAUGAGAGAGGCCUGUCAUUUUCAUCAUAGGUAUACCUCAACUAUGAGAGACAUAAUGAGAAAAAAAUCAAUAAAAUCACAUUGUCUGAUUUUUAAAGAAUUUGUUUGCAAAUUAUGGUGGAAAAUAAGUAUUUGGUCAAUAAAAAAAGUUCAUCUCAAUACUUUGUUAUAUUCCCUUUGUUGGCAAUGACAGAGGUCAAAUGUUUUCAGUAAAUCUUCACAAGGUUUUCACACACUGUUGCUGGUAUUUUGGCCCAUUCCUCCAUGCAGAUCUCCUCUAGAGCAGUGAUGAACUUUCAACUCCCUCCAAAGGUUUUCUAUGGGUUGAGAUCUGGAGACAGGCUAGUGUAAUCUUCUUCUUGCUCAGUGUAAUCUUCCAGCAUAAGAAAGUGGGCAUUUCCCAGCAGGCAUGACAUCACUGAAGCCUGGUGGGGGCCACUUCCGCUCUCGCAUCGUUGCAGUGCUGUGAUGAAUAGAAGACAUUGAGCUCUGUGCAUUUUUCAGUGAUGCUCCUGGCAUGUUUCAGUGAAGCUCUUUGCAGCUGUCAAUCAAGCUCAGUGCAGAGAAACACUUCCUGAGUUUGGACUUCUGCCAGGCUGGGAGGAGACCAAACUCACUGUAUUUAUUGCGGCAGGGAACAGAACAGAGCAAACUAGUGGCCAUUUUUUCUAUUACAUUUUAAACAUAUUUAUGUUGAUCAUUUUUAAAGCAAGUGAAUGGGAAAGUGUCUGCUAAUUACCCAAGGAACACUAUACAGGUGACAGGUACUCUUUAAAUUAAUUGGUGCAAGAAAGUUACUUAAAAUACUUUUAAGUUGGUGUAUACCCUUAAUGACAUUGUGUCAUUUUUUCCAAUAUAUUUCCAAUAAUUAUUUAUGUACAAUCAAUUUAUGUACAAUUUUCGUAAUAAACUAUGACGUUUCUGGGCUUUGCAUUUCUGGUGCUGUGUAUAUGGUGUGUGUGUGCGUAUAUACAUUUUUAUAAAUAUUUUAUUAUGUAUGAUACUCUGCUAUAAUGUACUGUAGUUAGUGCACAGCCUGUAUAAAAGUGAUUAAUGUUGUGUC
Hyla sarda is the source of this 3248-nucleotide messenger RNA. Its product is annotated as sulfotransferase 2B1-like. The transcript is spliced from 7 exons. The record is from RefSeq and is a predicted model, not a curated record. Gene Ontology annotation, molecular function: sulfotransferase activity. Gene Ontology annotation, biological process: sulfation. The coding region runs from base 154 to 1023 and encodes 289 amino acids. Gene Ontology annotation, cellular component: cytoplasm. NCBI's taxonomy places the organism in Eukaryota, Metazoa, Chordata, Amphibia, Anura, Hylidae.